Messenger RNA from Candidozyma haemuli, 585 nucleotides. RefSeq names its product Bub3p (gene BUB3). NCBI's taxonomy places the organism in Eukaryota, Fungi, Ascomycota, Pichiomycetes, Serinales, Metschnikowiaceae. Gene Ontology annotation, molecular function: ubiquitin binding. Bases 1 to 585 code for a protein of 194 amino acids. The record is from RefSeq and is a predicted model, not a curated record. Gene Ontology annotation, cellular component: bub1-bub3 complex; kinetochore; mitotic checkpoint complex. Gene Ontology annotation, biological process: mitotic spindle assembly checkpoint signaling. The transcript has a single exon.
AUGGAUGCUUCACCACGUACUCUAACAGUGGGAUUAUCUGGAAGCCAGGUUCAGCUCUUUGACCUUCGCAACCGCAGUAAUCCAUGGCAAUCGCGUGGUAGUGGACUUAGAUAUCAAAUGUCAUGCAUCAGAAACUUCCCUUCUGGAGAAGGUUUUGCAUUGUCAAGCAUAGACGGCAGGGUCUCAAUUGAGUAUAACGACCUACUGGAAGAGGUUCAGCAAAAAAAGUUCGCCUUCAAGUGCCAUAGAGUACCUGACCACGAUGAAGGCGUUGAUAAAGUUUAUCCAGUGACUGGUCUACGGUUUCACAAGCAGUACAACACCCUCUUCACCGCUGGAGGCGAUGGCCAUGUCUGUGUGUGGAAUUGGGAGAAGAGAAAGCGCAUGAAACAAUUUCCUAAGGUUCCAGGGACUGAUGGUAUCUCACAGCUCGAUAUUAAUAACACUGGGUCGCUUAUGGCUGUCGGCACCACAGACGAUGGGUUCAUGAGGCUACCGGAUACGAAUAGUUCUUUCGUUCCAAGACAAAGCCAGGUCUUCCUAAGGAGACUAGAUGAGAUAGACUGUAAACCUAAACCUAAAUAA